Planococcus citri (citrus mealybug) is the source of this 2203-nucleotide messenger RNA. RefSeq lists its product as uncharacterized. The record is from RefSeq and is a predicted model, not a curated record. The transcript is spliced from 2 exons. Bases 50 to 1987 code for a protein of 645 amino acids. Lineage: Eukaryota; Metazoa; Arthropoda; Insecta; Hemiptera; Pseudococcidae.
UACCUACUCGAAUCGAAUAAUUUGAUAUUGGUUCACCGUAGGAGUCGACAUGGAUGAUAAUGACAGUGAGCCGAGUCAAAGUUCUAACAGAGGAAGCUAUUAUUUCGGAGAAAAUGUGUUAAGUGAUUUUUGGUCCUCAAUGAAUAGAUUUAAUCAUGAAAGCGACGACUCAGACUCUCUCAGUUCUGACAGUAGUAAAUCAUCCACAUCAUCUUACGACUUCAGAAACAUUAAUAAAAUACCGACAACUGUACCUAGAUUAGAAACAAUGGCAUCAAUUCGCGUGGCAAUCGCUCUAUGGAAUCAUGCUGCUGUCGCGAUACCAGGAAUACUCUCUCAUUAUCGUGAAUGGCAGUCGAAGGUGUGCGACGAAGUAGGCAAAUGGAUAGAUGCAUUACCUGUGGCCAAACCGAUUGCUAAAUGUUUGAAUCAACGUUUUGAUAGAGUGAAGUAUGACGUAAAUUGCUGGAUUCAUUACCACUAUUAUGUCGUAUUUUUCGAAGAUAAAAAGAAACGUUUUCUGUACCGAUAUAUCGAUGGUAUCGUUUGGCGUCUUAGUGACGUGAACUCGGUGAAUUUCGCUGAAACUGCUCGAAAUUUAUUAAAAUCUGAUAAAUUGACCAACGUGGAGAAGUUUCGUUUGGCAAGUACGUAUUGCCUGCGAGAAGAAGCGCUGAAAAUAUGGUCCACUAUACAAGAGGAUGAUAUCGACUCUGUUUUCUUUGAUCCUGUGAUCGUUUAUUGGAAAUGUUACUGCUCCGGAAAAUGGGAUGAGCUCUCGCGGGAAAAUGCCGACCAGUACAUGAUUGGGCGAAAGAACGCCAACUGGUCACAAAUCGAGUAUUUUUUCCAUCGCUUGGAUACUGAACAACAAGUUGAAAAAACGAUUUCGUUGAUCGAACAGCAUGGUAUACGUUUUCAAGAAUUAUUAUUGCUGAAAUUGAACGAAACUCAGCGUGUGGAAGUUCUCACGAAAAAAGGUACCGAUAUUUUGUUUAACUACGCGAGGGAGUGCACAGAAGGUGAUAAGUGCAUCGCGAUAUGGCACGAGGUUUGUGAUUUAAUCACUCAAGAACAAUUCGUUUCCUUAUUUAGCGAUCUAUUGACCUCCUACAGCGAAACCUUGGUUUUAACUGAAAUUUGGAACACUGCUCGCAAUGAUUUCAAGCGUCAUAUUUUAAAUCAUGACAAUUAUAAUUUCAUCAAAAAAGUAUUCAAAUGGUUCUCCUUCAAACAAGAAAGAGGGCUCACUUUUGUAACAUCAUUGUUUUCGGAUGACGCUAUUGUAAAUAUUAAACGAAAAAUCACGAAGGAGCAAUUUUUCAACGAACAGUGCAUAAAUUUCUUAGCACGGCCAUACCGCAUAGGACAGGACGAAUUGCUCUACAAAUUCGUAGAAUUAUUUUAUCCAGAAGCAGCAGAAUCGACGGAAUUCAAAAGGUCUCUUGUUCAGAACCCGUAUUUUAGCGAACGUUGCGAAAGGUUCAUUUUUGAUAAUGACAUUGCAGCGUUCGUAGAAUUGUUCAACUUUGGCUUUUCCAUAUGUGAUCCAGAUCCUUCAUCGUCGCAAUUUCUACGCCGAACGUUGAGCGAGCAUUUGCAGAAUUUUGAUACCAUCUGUUUGAGAUGUUAUGCGUGUGGAGAUUUAGAAAGGUUGAAUGCUUUGCUGGCUCCGCUCAUAUCAUCGUAUCCAGAAAUCGUUUCCGAGUAUAAAAAAAAUAUUCUCUUCUCGAACGCAGGUUUGCUAACUUGUGUAGAUCAUUUUCAUUCAAACAAUUCUGUCUUGUCUAAAAUCAUAGCUGAUGGUGUGCCAACUAAUUUGAUACCGGAGUUUAAAAGAAGAAUGAUUUUUUCACCCGAAGGAAUUCGUAAAUUGGAGCAAUUGAUUGUUGAUGGGCAAUCGAAUACUGUGAAAAAGUUGAUAAACUGGUGUCUUCAAUCGGGAAAGGCUAGAAAAAAGUUGAAGAAGCUAUUGAAGAUUGUGUGAGGGAAACAAAUUUCGCAUUUAUUAUCUUUAAACAAGAAAAAAAAUCAUCGUAUGCAUUUUGUUUGUAUGGAGUAGGGACUGUUUUAUGUGUUUGUAAUAAAUUAUUUGACUGACCAUGAGAAAGAAAUUAAUCUAUUGAAAUUAUCAAUUAAGUUUUAGCUGUAGUGUUUCAUGAUUCGUCUUCUGUAAUAUUUAAAACAAUAAAACUAAUUAUCA